GAUAUUUGCUAGUAUACCAUUAACUCCCCAACUUACCAAGGUCUACACCGUAAGCUACAUCAGGAAGCUGAGGGUGUGAGAAGACAGUUGACGUUCAGAACACCGUGGAGCAGGCUUCCAUAUCCGACAAUAUGGAAAUCUGAAGUUGUCGGCGCCUAUUUAAAUGGAGGAGAAUGUUGACGUGAAGGCCCUGAUGGCCAGGUUCCGCCAAACAGGGAUGAUGGCAACAGGAGGAGGAGGUGGUUCCCCAAGACUCCCACCUCCCAUCCUCGAGAGAGGUGUCCAUUCACCGGUGGACCCUGGGGCUAAUGGAAGUGUCAGACCCAGGUUCUCUGUUCCCCUCAACAAACCAAACCCAGGACCUAUUUCUCCCUCAAACGGGCCAAGGUUUGGCCAGGCGCCGCGUGGCGUGUUCCCCAGGCCCCCGCCUAGCCAUCGUCCCAACCACCAGGAGCCCGUCAGAACCCCCAUUGCGGAGGCAGACAAACCAGGAUCCUUCAGAAACUCCACGGAGAAGCUGGUAAGACCAAUGCCAAAACCACACGGUUCCCCAGGCGGCAGAGGUCCCCAGACCAUCCACACGCCGCCCCUGCUCUCACAGAGGAGUAUGUCGACCGAGGUGCCACCCCUCUUACGGCCACUACCUACUGUGGGGUCCAGACCUAAAAAGCCCAAGCGUCCCCCCUUUGUGAACUUGGAACAAUUCCGAAGGAAUUCUGGCACACCUAAGCCCACUGCCCGGCUGUCUGGGAGAACAUUAGGGGAUAGCAACAGUCCGACAACAUCUGGAGCAGCUGGUGUUAAAAUGCCUCCACUACUCCCAAAUAGGCCUAAAAAUAUGACAGUGCCUGUUCCAAAGCAAGACAUGGAUGAUGACCAAGACACAUAUGAUGAUAUUGAAGCCUUUCCUCCCCCUCCACCACCUCCAUCAACACAGACCGAAGAGGGCUUCAGUCCUUCUUCAUCUAGACCAGCUGGUAUAAGCAGCCCCCCCUUCAUGCCUAGUAAGCCAAGCAGCAUGACAAACUCUUUGUCAGUCCAAGACCUGGAUGAUGACCAGGACACAUAUGAUGACAUUGAGGCACUUCCUCCCCCUCCGCCCCCUCCACCUACGAGUCAAGACUCCUGGAAUGAUCAGCAUUCAAGUCGAGCAGAGGAGUGGGAUGACAGUGAUGAAAGUGAAAUCUAUGAAGAAGUCGACAGCCAGGACAGCAUCCCGUUGCCAACUGACACAGGCAAGCAUUCAAAGAAAGACAUGAAACGACAAAAAGAACAGGAGAAGAAAGAGCAGAGGGAGAGAGAGAAGAAAGAGAUCGCAUACAGAAAGAAAUUUAAGCUGACUGGAAAUGAGACGGCUCUGCAUAUAGCCCGCGUCAGGGAAGACUGGCAAGGGGGGAAGAAUGAUCUGAGUGUGCAGCAGGGGGAAAGUGUGGAGAUCAUCCGCACCGAGAACAACCCAGAGGGCAGAUGGCUUGCCCGCACCAUUGAUGGCAGAUAUGGCUACAUUAGCACCAAAUGUGUGGAUAUGGACUAUGAGGAGGUGAAACGGCGCUUUGGUAGCCUUGCUAGACCCAGACCUGAUCCUGGUGUCUAUGAUGACGUGAACAGCAUGGAAGGCUAUGGAUGUGAGGAUUUCCCACCACCUCCUGUAGAAAUAAGCCCAGAUCCAAAAAUGUUAAAGAAAAUGGAAAGUAAGGAGAAAGAAUUCAGGAAAAAAUUCAAGUUUGAAGGGUCAAUACAAGUACUUAGGUGCAUGAGGGUGGAUCCCAAUGCGAACAUCAAGAAAGCUGGUGGAAAAGACUUAAACGUGGUUCGAGGAGAUCUUCUGGACGUCAUUCAGUUUAUUGGUGAUAAAAAAGCACUGUGUCGAAACGGACAGGGAAAAUAUGGAUAUGUACCCAUGGCCUACCUGCUGCCAGAAGAAGGGGAAAUAUAUGAUGACAUAGAUUACCCAGGAGAUGUCUACGACAACGAUAGCAACAUGUGACGAUGAAGUCAGUGCCAGACAGCAGUACUGAAAAUGAAAUGGAUCAUCAUAGUAGACAUUGAACAUUUUGGAUUUCAUUUCAAGGGUGGAAACUACUUUGUGUUUGUUUGUUUUUUUUUAUUCCUGAGAUU
Molecule: messenger RNA, 2118 nt
Organism: Alosa alosa (allis shad)
Lineage: Eukaryota; Metazoa; Chordata; Actinopteri; Clupeiformes; Clupeidae
Product: FYN-binding protein 1
Exons: 18
Coding region: 164-1987 (607 amino acids)
Biological process (GO): integrin-mediated signaling pathway; protein localization to plasma membrane
Cellular component (GO): plasma membrane
Molecular function (GO): protein binding
Source: RefSeq, a predicted model, not a curated record